Linum tenue is the source of this 432-nucleotide messenger RNA. The record is from the annotation of a GenBank genome assembly. NCBI's taxonomy places the organism in Eukaryota, Viridiplantae, Streptophyta, Magnoliopsida, Malpighiales, Linaceae.
AUGCGGAUCUCGCUGUCGACGGCGGCAGUUCCGGCGGCGAUUAUCACGGUUGGAGCAAUCUUCUUCAUCUUCUUCCCGGAAACCCCAAGCAGUUUAAUUCAACGCACAAACGACAACGACAGGGCACGAAGGCCGCUCCAGAGAGUCAGGGGAACUUCAGAGGUCCAAUCCGAGCUUUCGGAUCUAAUUGAAGCGAGUCAGAUCUCGAAUUCGAUCCAUAACUCGUUUACAAAGAUUCUGCAAACCAAUUACCGGUCUCAGCUGGUGAUGGCGGUCAUGAUUUUAUUCUUCCACCAGGUCAACUUAAUCAACUUCAUCGCCUCUAAGCUCCGCUGCUCUUCCGGACGAUCGGGAUCGGGGAGAGCGCUUCUCUCAUGUUGGCGAUCCUCACCGGCGCCGCCGGGAUCAAGACGACCUUCCUAUCAAUGGUGA